Molecule: messenger RNA, 4107 nt
Organism: Canis lupus familiaris (dog)
Lineage: Eukaryota; Metazoa; Chordata; Mammalia; Carnivora; Canidae
Gene: NEFH
Product: neurofilament heavy
Biological process (GO): axon development
Cellular component (GO): neurofilament; axon
Molecular function (GO): structural constituent of postsynaptic intermediate filament cytoskeleton
Source: RefSeq, marked provisional
GCAGUGCCGCCCGCCCCGUCCCGGCCUCGGGUGUCCCCCUCCGCCGGCGGCCGCACCUGCUCCGGCCAUGAUGAGCUUCAGCGGCGCGGACGCGCUGCUGGGCGCCCCGUUCGCGCCGCUCCAUGGAGGCGGCAGCCUGCACUACGCGUUGGCCCGCAAGGGCGGAACGCGCUCUACCGCCGGCUCAUCCAGUGGCUUCCACUCCUGGGCGCGGACAUCCGUGAGCUCCGUGUCGGCCUCUCCGAGCCGCUUCCGUGGCGCAGCAGCCACCUCAAGCACCGACUCCCUAGACACGCUGAGUAACGGACCGGAGGGCUGCGUGGUGGCAGCAGCCGCGGCCCGCAGCGAGAAGGAGCAGCUGCAGGCGCUGAAUGACCGCUUCGCGGGCUACAUCGACAAGGUACGGCAGCUCGAGGCUCACAACCGCAGCCUGGAAGGCGAGGCGGCGGCCCUGCGGCAGCAGCACGCUGGCCGCGCCGCCAUGGGCGAGCUGUACGAGCGAGAGGUGCGCGAGAUGCGCGGCGCUGUGCUGCGCCUGGGCGCGGCGCGCGGCCAGCUGCGCCUGGAGCAGGAGCACCUGCUCGAAGACAUUGCGCACGUGCGCCAGCGCCUAGACGACGAGGCCCGGCAGCGGGAAGAAGCUGAGGCGGCGGCGCGCGCACUCGCGCGCUUUGCGCAAGAGGCCGAGGCGGCGCGCGUCGAGCUGCAGAAGAAGGCGCAAGCGCUGCAGGAAGAGUGCGGCUACCUGCGGCGUCACCACCAGGAGGAGGUGGGCGAGCUGCUCGGCCAGAUCCAGGGCUGCGGCGCCGCGCAGGCGCAGGCGCAGGCCGAGGCGCGCGACGCCCUGAAGUGCGACGUGACGUCGGCGCUGCGCGAGAUCCGCGCGCAACUUGAAGGCCACGCGGUGCAGAGCACUCUGCAGUCGGAGGAGUGGUUCCGAGUGAGGCUGGACCGACUAUCAGAGGCAGCCAAGGUGAACACAGACGCCAUGCGCUCAGCCCAGGAGGAGAUAACAGAGUAUCGCCGGCAGCUGCAGGCUAGGACCACAGAGCUGGAGGCACUCAAAGGCACCAAGGACUCACUAGAGAGGCAGCGCUCUGAACUGGAGGACCGUCAUCAGGCUGACAUCGCAUCCUACCAGGAGGCCAUCCAGCAGCUGGACACUGAGCUGAGGAACACCAAGUGGGAGAUGGCAGCCCAGCUCCGAGAGUACCAGGACCUGCUCAAUGUCAAGAUGGCUCUGGAUAUUGAGAUUGCCGCUUACAGAAAACUCCUGGAGGGUGAAGAAUGUCGGAUUGGCUUUGGCCCCAGUCCUUUCUCCCUUCCAGAAGGACUCCCCAAAAUUCCCUCUACAUCCACUCACAUAAAGGUCAAAAGUGAAGAGAAGAUCAAAGUGGUAGAAAAGUCAGAGAAGGAAACCGUGAUUUUGGAGGAACAGACAGAGGAGAUCCAAGUGACUGAAGAAGUGACUGAAGAAGAAGAGAAAGAGGCCAAAGAGGAGAAAGGUGAGGAAGAGGAAGCAGAAGAGGGAGAAGAAGAAACAAAGUCUCCCCCAGCAGAAGAGGCUGCAUCUCCAGAGAAGGAAGAGGCCAAGUCCCCAGAAAAGGCUAAGUCCCCCAUGAAAGAAGAAGCAAAAUCACCAGCUGAGGCCAAGUCCCCAGUGAAGGAAGAGGCCAAGUCUCCAGCUGAGGUGAAGUCCCCUGAGAAAGCUAAAUCCCCCAUGAAAGAAGAAGCAAAAUCUCCAACGGAGGUGAAAUCCCCAGAGAAGGCCAAGUCCCCAGCUAAGGAAGAAGCAAAGUCCCCUGUGGAGGCCAAGUCCCCCGAAAAGGCCAAGUCUCCAGUAAAGGAAGAGGCCAAGUCCCCUGAGAAGGCCAAGUCCCCAGUGAAGGAGGAGGCCAAGUCCCCAGAGAAGGCCAAGUCCCCAGUGAAGGAGGAGGCCAAGUCCCCUGAGAAGGCCAAGUCCCCAGUGAAGGAGGAGGCCAAGUCCCCAGAGAAGGCCAAGUCCCCGGUGAAGGAGGAGGCCAAGUCCCCUGAGAAGGCCAAGUCCCCGGUGAAGGAGGAGGCCAAGUCCCCAGAGAAGGCCAAGUCCCCAGUGAAGGAGGAGGCCAAGUCCCCCGAGAAGACCAAGUCCCCAGUGAAGGAGGAGGCCAAGUCCCCAGAGAAGGCCAAGUCCCCCGAGAAGGCCAAGUCUCCAGUGAAGGAGGAGGCCAAGUCCCCUGAGAAGGCCAAGUCUCCAGUGAAGGAGGAGGCCAAGUCCCCUGAGAAGGCCAAGUCCCCGGUGAAGGAGGAAGCCAAAUCCCCAGAGAAGGCCAAGUCUCCAGUGAAGGAGGAGGCCAAGUCCCCUGAGAAGGCCAAAUCCCCAGUGAAGGAGGAGGCCAAGUCCCCAGAGAAGCCCAAGUCCCCGGUGAAGGAGGAGGCCAAGUCCCCUGAAAAGGCCAAGUCCCCUGAGAAGGCCAAGUCCCCGGUGAAGGAGGAGGCCAAGUCCCCUGAGAAGGCCAAGUCCCCGGUGAAGGAGGAGGCCAAGUCCCCUGAGAAGGCCAAGUCCCCGGUGAAGGAGGAGGCCAAGUCCCCUGAGAAGGCCAAGUCCCCAGUGAAGGAGGAGGCCAAGUCCCCCGAGAAGGCCAAGUCCCCAGUGAAGGAGGAGGCCAAGUCCCCUGAAAAGGCCAAGUCCCCAGAGAAGGCCAAGUCCCCGGUGAAGGAGGAGGCCAAGUCCCCAGAGAAGGCCAAGUCCCCUGAGAAAGCCAAGUCCCCAGUGAAGGAGGAGGCCAAGUCCCCUGAGAAGGCCAAGUCCCCAGAGAAGGUCAAAUCUCCUGUGAAAGAAGAGACCAAGGCUCCUGAGAAAGAGGUCACAAAGAAGGAAGAGGCAAAGUCCCCCAUAAAGGAGGAAGAGAAACCCCAGGAAGUGAAAGUCAAAGAGCCCGCAAAGAAGGCAGAGGAAGAGAAAGCUCCAGCCACACCAAAAACUGAGGAGAAGAAGGACAGCAAGAAAGAUGAGGUGCCAAAGAAGGAGGCUCCAAAGCCUGAGGUCCCCGAAAAGAAGGAGCCUGCUGUGGAGAAACCCAAAGAAUCCAAAGUUGAAGCCAAGAAAGAGACUGAAGAUAAGAAAAAAGCAGUGACCCCAGAGAAGGAGGUUCCUGCCAAGGUGAAGGAAGAAGCCAAACCCAAAGAGAAGGCUGAGGUGGCCAAGAAGGAGCAAGAUGAUGCCAAGGCCAAAGAACCCAGCAAAGCAGCAGAGAAGGAGCCAGAAAAGCCAAAGAAGGAAGGGACACCUGCAGCACCCGAGAAAAAAGAUGUCAAGGAGGAGAAGACCCCAGAAGCCAAGAAAUCUGAGGAGAAACCCAAAGCAGAGGCCCCAGCCAAAGAAGAGCCCAGCAAGGAGGCCCCCACACCUGGCAAAGCCAAGACAGAAAAGGCUGAGAAAUCCUCUAGCACAGACCAAAAAGACAGCAGGCCUGCAGAGAAGGCCACAGAAGACAAGGCCUCCAAGGGGGAGAAGUAAGGCAGGGAGAAAGGACUAUCCAGAACAGCCAAAGAUACUCAGGAGGGCCCAGGAGCUCAAGGGUCGACAUAACAAAUUUUCAUUUUUUCUCCCUUUUCUUUAUAUAAAAAGAAACUCUGCUUAGAUGAUGGGGCCCUCCUUCACCAAACAGGAAUUUCUAUUAGCAAUAUGUUAGCAAGAGAGGGUAUUCCCAGUCCCCUGGCCCUACACCCCAAACCCUCCCCAGGCGAUGGACAAUUAUGUUAUGAUAGCUUACGUAGCCGAAUGUGAUAUAUGCCGAAUGCCACAUGUAAACACUUGACUAUAAAAACUGACCCCCUCCUUUCUAAAUAAGUGCAUUUAUUACCUGUAUGUGCAAUUGACAGAUGAUCGCAAUAAUGAAUGAGCAGUUAGAAACACAUUAUGCUUGAGAUGUCUUAACCUAUUCCUGAAUGCCUUCUGUUUUCCAAAGGAGUGGCUGAGCCCUUGCCCAGAGCUCUCUAUCCUGGAAGAGCUGGAGCAGGUGGGGCUGGGCACUGGCCACUGAAUCAUGCCAGGGCGCACUUUUCCACUGGAGUCCACUUUCAAUUGCUUCUGUGCAAUAAAACCAAGUGCUUAUAAAAUGAAAA